Molecule: messenger RNA, 1714 nt
Organism: Momordica charantia (bitter melon)
Lineage: Eukaryota; Viridiplantae; Streptophyta; Magnoliopsida; Cucurbitales; Cucurbitaceae
Source: RefSeq, a predicted model, not a curated record
ACCAGGCUCAAACCGUUUACUCAGAAGGCAACCCAAAGGCUGCGGGAUAUUUGGCAAAAUCACCAACCAUCAAUGGAACAAAAUUCGAAUCGUGAAGAACAGUCUAAUACAGAAAACAAUGUCUCUGACAAGGAUUUUGCAGCUUCACCUAAUGCAUCUGCGGUGUUGCAGACGAGUCCACCGGGUACGUCGAUGGACAUUUUUUUUAAUGAUGGCCUUGACUUCCUGGAAGUGCAAAGGGUAAAUAAUAUCGUGAGAGCCGCUUACAAGGAAUUCAUGACACUAGCUUCCAAAGAAAACGCUUGGGUUUUGAGCCCUCCAAUGGUAGGUUCAAUUGAGGAGUUCCAAGAGAUGUUCCACACUCCACCACCUCAUGGAUCUACAGUUCAAUGUUCCAUUGAGAGUGCAAUUCUUCCUAUUCCUUCACAUUUUCUGAUCUCGUUAAUGAUGGAUGCGGAGAAAUGGGCUUCCACGUUUUCCCACAUCAUUUGUCAUGGAUCAGAUGAGGUUGUUCUCAAGCCUUUGAGAACAUUCUUGUCGACAGCUGAUACAGAAGUUAUAUUGGUCAAUGCCCAGUUUAGAUUGCCAGCUGAAUUCUUGCCGAGAUGGAGCACUUGCUUUUUGAGAUUUAAGAAACUGGUCAGCCAAAAUAUCUACGCAAUUUUCGAUGUGUCAACUGAUUAUUUCGAGGAUACAGUCUGUGAUCCUACACAGAGAAUUGAAUACAAGCGGAGGCCAUCAGGAGUGAUAAUUCGGCAGCGUGAUGAACAGUCUGAGGUGGUAUGGGUUGAAAAUGCAGAGGUGGAGGUGAUUGAUGUCCCCAAAAAUGCAUUGUCAAACUUUACUUUAACUGCAAAAAACUGGGUGAGCAUUUUGUCACAUAAUUUGAAUCGAAGACGUAGCAGGUUAAUGGCUUCAGGGGUGCUAAAAAAAACUCACGAGAUAUCUGAACUCUUGAGAAUUACGGAGAACAUGAAGAGAAUGUAUUUAGAAAGAAUUAAUCCUUUUCCAAGCGAAAGAAAAUGGGAGUUAUUUACUACUGAUAAAAUAAGGAUUUCGAGAGACAUGAGUGCAAGUUGCAUUGGCUACCAAAAUGAUUAUAUUGCCACAAGUACCAUACAUAUUUCACAAAGCCCCACCAAACUCUUCGAAUUUCUGGCCAGAAAUAAUGUGAAAUUUCAGUGGCUGAGCAUAAUGCACCCAGAACAGCUGGAAAUGGCGGUUGCAUGUUUUACAGAAGAUCAAAGAAAUUGCAUUACUUUAUGUAUGAAAUCUGAAACAGGAGAUGAGGUGCUUAUCUUUACAUAAACUUCUUUACCUCAUACUUGCCCAAAACUUGUACUUCAUUGUUGUGUUCGUUUAUCAUGACAGGACCUUGAGUUUUUCCUACAAGAGACUUCAAUGAAUGAAUAUUGCUCCUUCGUCCUAUCAACAAGAAUGACUGAAAUGGACAUUCAUCUCUCUUUCGUGCCAAGGUUUUGUAGGAACAGUGUGUUUUUGAGACCUUCUGGUUUUGCUAUAAUGCCUGCUGGACCGGGAGGUCUGCAGUCUGAGGCAUCCUUUGUAACGAUUUUGAUACGUCGGGAGCUUGAAAAUAUGGAAGAUGAUCAAGCAAUUGAAGCAAUGAGUAAGCAGAUGAAUGAUGUCAUUGAUCAGAUAAUUCAGUUGCAAACACCAAGCGUUGCAGAUGAUGAGGAUCCUGUACAGGAUAGCC